Triticum dicoccoides is the source of this 1341-nucleotide messenger RNA. RefSeq lists its product as uncharacterized. The record is from RefSeq and is a predicted model, not a curated record. Bases 1 to 1341 code for a protein of 446 amino acids. NCBI's taxonomy places the organism in Eukaryota, Viridiplantae, Streptophyta, Magnoliopsida, Poales, Poaceae. Gene Ontology annotation, molecular function: protein binding. The transcript is spliced from 3 exons.
AUGGACAUUGCAUAUGGAUAUGAAAUUGUGAUUGUUCUUCUUUCAGGGUGUCCACCAACAAAGAAGAUCAAGUUGGGAGGUCGCUUCUUCCGAGCAUCGCUGGUGACAGCCAUGGUGGCUGACGGCGGCGCCGCUGGGGCGGAAAUGGAGAAGGUGAAUGGUUGCUCUGGUCCGGUAGUGGGGGAGUUGGAAGGCGGCGCUGGUACAGCCGUGGGGGAGGUGGACCGUGGCCCUGGUGCAGUUGUGGGAAAGGUGGACGGCGGCGCUGGUGCAGCUAGGAUGGAGGUGGAAGGCGGCGCUGCGGCGUCCAUGGAGAUGAUGGAUAUCCUCGUCCGCCUCGACCCCAAAUCCCUCCUCCGCUGCCGCACCGUCCGCCGCGCCUGGCGCCGCGUCACCUCCACUCGCCGCUUCCUCCUCGCCCACCACGCCCGCCAGCCCGCCUUUCCUAUUGUGGACGGCGACCAGUUAGUCCUCGGCGUCCACCACCACGACAUCCUCGCCUUCGACCACCGGACCGCCGCUAACGCCCAGCUCCAUACCAUCGCCAGCCUUGACCAGGACUUCUGUCUGAAGGCCUGGGCCAUCGUGGGACUUCACUGCCUUCGGGAUGUACCUCCACCGAGUCACCGACCCACCAGCGAGUACCGCCUGUUACUGCGACGGCGGAGCAACAUGGAAUCGCCUGAAGAGCAAAUUGGCUGCUAUGUCUUUCCAUUAGGCUCCGAACAGCCACCGAGGUACAUUGGGUGGCCGGACAUAGAGUCAAAGGUCUUCAGCUUACCUAUUGAGCUGCGUGAUAACCUGCAUUGGUAUCCAUAUUAUCAUCUGAGUGAAAGCGAACAAUUGCAGAGUGAAGGCAAACCUGUAAUAAUACUUGACACGGUAGCUGAGUCGUUCCGGCAGAUGCAUGCUCCAAUUGUGCCCACCAAGUCAUAUAUCUUUGAGAUGGAUGACACGCUUGGCAUCUAUUGCAAUGACGAUUACAAGAACACUUUUAGUAUAUGGGUGCUGCAGAACUAUGAAAGCGAGUCUUGGGACUCAAAGUACCGAAUCAGAUUGCCUGUUGAAGAAAUCAGGGGACAGUUUGAAGGUUGUGAUGACUAUUGGGAUGUUAACCUUUGGGAUGUGGAUGUUGUUUCGGGGGAUGGUGGCGUGGUCUUGCUGGUCAAUUUUGGUGGGUGGGUGCUUCACAUCGGCACUGAUGGCAAAUUGAUUGACAGUUUCUAUAGUUGUCACAUGGGCCUCCAUAUUUAUGAAUGUCGGCUCAAACAAAGUCUUGUUCAGCAUGCAUUUUUUCCGGCUCUAGAAGGUUAUGUUGUGAACGCUUCCCCUUUCUUCUGA